Molecule: messenger RNA, 1155 nt
Organism: Diversispora eburnea
Lineage: Eukaryota; Fungi; Glomeromycota; Glomeromycetes; Diversisporales; Diversisporaceae
Source: the annotation of a GenBank genome assembly
AUGGAAAACAAUACCAAUGUGUCUUUAGUUGAAGAUACUCAUCACAAGUCACCGUCCAUUCAACAGACGACUAGAACGUCUCACACCACCUCUGAACUUGUGCAUACACAAGCGGUGAAUCUUUCCAUGCCUUCCGGCGGGCCGACUCAUCCCCUUGGUUCCCUUAUACACCCAACCCCUACUUCAACACCACCCCCUCUACCUUCUAUACAACAAUUACAACAAGUCAAUAUUCAACAACCAAUAACGUUUGUAUUUGAAAGGUUUUGUUCUGGUGUUUCUACUCCUCUUUCCAUGCACACACCGAUUCCAUCACCUAAAUCGGUUGGUCGGUUAGACGAUGACGCGACAGUUGAUGCUAUGGAUACCAGACCGCCACGAAACCGCCUAACAAUAAAUACAACUCAAGGUAAUGACACUGUUAAAAAGAAUCGGAAGAAACGAAAGCACCAAUCUUAUAGGUCUCCUAUGGAUUCUCCAAUUUCGUUGAACCGGGACGAUGAUUCAAAGUCAGAUUCAGAUUAUGGAGAUAACUUGUUGAACGAGUACGGUACCAGAAGUGAGGCAUGUUCGGAUUACGAUAUAGAAGAAUCAUCAAUGAUAUCGCCCGUAGAUGGGCUAAAGAGAUUAUUGAUGCAAUUUACAGCGAUGUCCCCAAUACGACUUGAAUCUAUAUUACCAGUUCUUUUGGAUAAUGAUAUAGACGACCCAGAAAUCCUUCUAUUUAUUCAAAGCGAACAAUUUCUCCGCGAUCUUCGCGUUAAAGCACCUAAACUCAGCAUGUCCACAAUAGAAGAAGUUCACAUCCGAGUUGAUUGCGUAUUAUCGGUAGUGGGUUCAGAAAAUGAACGUCGAAAACAAAUAGCACAUUCCCGUAACCCGGCUGUCAAACCGACAGUUAAAUUUGAGGAUUUUGUGGCCGAACUUAAACAGGCACACAAAAUCCCGGUAGCUUUUGGUACAUUGCGUGACAUGCGAUUCGCAUAUAUGCUUAAAAAAUUAGAUAGGCAUUUAUAUGCCGAAACGUUAGCAAAUAAUCGAAGUAAUGUUACGGAAUUUUAUAGAAGUUGUCAGGAAGUGUGCGAGGAGAAAUUUAAAGAUGAAGAAUUAGAAGCGGCUUUACCAUGGUUGGACCUCAAAGCAAAACUGCAAUAA